AAAAUGGGUAAAAGGUGGGGUCCGUGAAUUGAUCAAAAUUGGUGGCCCUGGCCUCGCCUCAUCCUCCUCCUAUUCCUCCACGAGAUUAAUAAUAAAUGAGCAAAAGAACUGACUGAAAUGACCUCAACUCAACCAAUAUCUAUUCUUCUCCAUCCUCAAACCCUAAAAUUAAAACACUGCGUACCUACCUAAUACAAAUACAAAUACCACCAAAAUCAAUCCUUUUUCCCUUCAUUUGUCAAACCUCACAUUCUUUCUUCUCUUCUCCACCUCCACUUUCCUUUAAUUUCAUCAUGUCUCAAGACUUCACACAAUUCUACUAUCACCAACCAUUAACAGUUCAUCAUGACGACGCCCAUUCCUCCGCUUAUAAUACUGAUCAUGACGCCUCAAAUACCUUUUCCGCGGAUCAUUCCUCACUUCACAAUGACCUGCAGAGUUUUGAUCCUUCAUACCUGAGCUUUACUGAGUUUUUGCAUGGAUCCUGCACCGGCCACGACUCCUUCUUGGAUGCCUUCGGCUUAUCGCCUUCGGAGCGGACGCCGGUGGUGGAGGCUGCUGGAGGCGGUGAAACCCCAGCGACUCCUACCUCUUGGAUUUCCACGGAGGCAGCUGCAGGCGACGAAGAUUCCAACAAGGGUAAAAAGGAAGUAGCGAAGGAAACCCUUGAAGAUGCAGAAGACGACAGCUCUAAAAAAUUAGACGGUAAAUCGAAGACGAAAAAAGGAGAGAAGAAGCAAAGAGAAGCACGAUUUGCGUUCAUGACUAAGAGCGAGGUUGAUCAUCUGGAAGAUGGGUACAGAUGGAGAAAAUACGGGCAGAAGGCAGUCAAAAAUAGCCCUUAUCCAAGAAGCUACUACAGGUGCACAACCCAAAAAUGCCCAGUGAAGAAACGCGUGGAGAGAUCAUUCCAAGACCCUUCAAUUGUGAUCACCACCUACCAAGCCAAGGGCAGCCACCACGUACCGGUGACUCUCCGCGGAAACAUGGUGGCCGGAGUGUUUGCCCCUUCAAUGCUAAGUACUCCACCGCUGCUGGAGCGUCCGCCUCAUCAACAACUCAUAGCUCAGAUGCCUCAGUACCUCUAUAGUACAAUAAGCAACGUGCAUGAUCAUGAUCGUCAUCAGCACUUCCAGUACCAGAGCUCUCAGUUGCACGAUGUAAUUCCUCCUGUAUUUCCCAAACAGGAGACCUGAGACUUUCCAAAUUCUAACAGCUCCAGGGUUUAAUUUCUUUGUGAUUUAUUAAUUAUCUCUCAUUUAAUGGUCUUUGCUGACCGGACAAUAUAUUGGCCUUUUUGGUAUAGA
Molecule: messenger RNA, 1307 nt
Organism: Sesamum indicum (sesame)
Lineage: Eukaryota; Viridiplantae; Streptophyta; Magnoliopsida; Lamiales; Pedaliaceae
Product: WRKY transcription factor 28
Biological process (GO): regulation of DNA-templated transcription
Molecular function (GO): DNA-binding transcription factor activity; sequence-specific DNA binding
Source: RefSeq, a predicted model, not a curated record